CGUGACCGCGUCGUGUGGUGUCGUCAGCGGCUCUAACGUCUCUGUCUCGACCCAGUUGUUCAGUCCAGACCACCCGGAGAAGGAGGAGGGAGAGUCGGAGUCGGCAACUGCUCUCAAAUAAAUAUAUUAAAGAUUGUUCUUGCAGCAGAGUGAGCCUUCCCCCACAACAUGUCUCAGGACAAGAGUGGAUACCCUGGUAUGGGUGAGACUAACCCACUUCAUAACAAUGUCUAUGGCCCCCCUCAGCCAGGUUUUGGCAUGCCCCCUCCGAACUACAGCCAGGCCCCAGGUGGACCAUACCCACCAGCAGCUGGCUAUGGGCAGCCAGGCUUCCCCCAGGCAGGCCCAGGUUUUGCACCUGGUCCAUACCCUCAGAUGCCUUACCCUCAGAUGCCCUACCCACAGGGACCCUACCCUCAGGGGCCUUAUCAGCAAGGACCCCCACAGCCAGGCUUUCCCGGAGACCCAGCUGCAGCCCCAGCUGGCAGCCCUGGUUAUCAUGGUGAUGGGCCUCCAUCUUACUAUGACAAUGAGGAGUUCACCAACUCUGGCUUUGAAGAUAAAACCAUUCGACAAGCCUUCAUCCGAAAAGUCUUCAUGGUUCUCACUGUGCAGCUGCUGGUCACUUUUUCCUUCGUUGCCGUCUUCACCUUUGUCGAUGAUGCGAAGUUCUUUGUGCGACGCAAUCCAUGGACAUACUAUGUGUCCUACGCAGUCUUCUUUGUGUCAUUAAUCGUUCUCAGUUGCUGUGGAGACUUCCGCCGCAAGCACCCCUGGAAUUUGGUUGCACUGUCCAUCCUGACCCUGAGCCUCUCCUACAUGGUGGGUAUGAUCGCCAGCUUCUACGAAACAGAGACCGUGAUCAUGGCAGUGGGCAUCACUGCGGUGGUCUGCUUCACUGUCGUCCUCUUCUCGCUACAGAGCAAGUAUGACUUCACUUCCUGUCGGGGCGUGCUGCUUGUGUGCCUGAUCGUGCUGUUGCUCUUCUCCAUCCUCUGCAUCUUCAUCCGCCACAAGAUCCUGCACAUUGUCUAUGCCUCACUGGGGGCUCUGCUCUUCACCUGCUUUUUGGCUGUUGACACUCAGCUUCUCUUGGGCAACAAGAAGCUGGCCCUGAGUCCAGAGGAGUACAUUUUUGCCGCCCUCAGCCUCUACACUGACAUCAUCAACAUCUUCCUCUACAUCCUGGCUAUUGUGGGACGCUCCCGUGAAUGAGGCUGCACCUUAAAGAAAACAGCAGGGAGACAGGGAAUGCCUCCUGUUAUUGUGAAUUGUUGCUAACAUGCCCUUUUAACUCCUUUUACUUUUCCCCCAUUUUACUCUUUAUUUCCUCUCCAAUGAUACACACAGUUCUUUUUUUUUAAAUAGGUAGUAGGGCUGUGGAGCACAUGCAGCUGGUCAUAAAAUGCAGCUGUGAGGGACACUAUCAAAUAAAAAUCUUGCCAUUAUUGACAGAAUGCAAUGACCUGUCUUUUCCUCAAUUUUGACCACCCUGCUUGCUCUAACUGUCUUCUGCUUCUACUAACACAUAUGUCUACAUUAUGUCUACAUUACCCACAACCCUGCAACUUCCAGUUUGGCACGGCAUACAGUAUAAAUUGUGUUGUCCUGUGAGUACUUGGCACUCAUCCUUGCCUUGCUGCAGAGAUUAAACAGGAAAAUAUAGGGGAAGGUAUCUGUAGCGCUUAUUCUUGAUGCAAACCAGCUUUGCCUGAGGAGAAGAAGUUAGUGUUAGAAAUUCCACCUCUGUCAUCCUGUGUUCUUCCUAAUCUCUCCCUUUUCAAACUGCUGGUGUAAAGUAACUCUGCAUGGAAACAUUGGAAACACAGCUAAAGAUGUGUUAUGACUCUCUAGAACUACCAGGGGAAUACCUCUAGCUUGCUUGUCACAGCUGUAAAUAGUUAAGUGUAUCACUAUAUAUGAUGCCAGUCUCCCCCCCUGCCUCCGAAAGGCAUUUUGGGGUGAUUCAUAUGGGUGUGCUGCUUUUUGGAAAAAAUGUGCUCUGACAGCAGAACUUUGUUGACCCAGCAUAGUAACAAAAAUGUUUCGGUGGCACAAGAAUGAAGAUCAGCGUUGGAUGUUUCUGACAAACAUGAACACAAAUUAAUAUUUAUGAACUAUAUAUAUAUAUAUAUAUAUUCUUAUCUAAUAUCUUUUCAGAAGGAAGAAAACAUUAGUUCUGUAAUUAUCUGUAUGGUUCCAAAGCUGACACGUUCCCUUACCUCCUUUUUUCUUUUUUUUUCUCGUUACUGUUCUCACCAGCUCCUUCUUGUCUGGUCAUCAACGUGAAGUGACAUUUUAAUGCUGUUUAUUUUUUCUCGUUACAACUAAUGUGAAAUAUUGAAGGAAUUUAAUUGAAUUUCUGACCACUUUUAUACCAAUCUAAUCUAGGUUUCAGAACUUCUAAAUUUUAAAACAUCUAAUAUGAAGAACUUGAAGGAAAUGGUACUUAUAACUUUUCUAUUUAUUAAGCUUGCUGUAGAUAGCAGGGUUGCUUUGAAGUUGCUAUAAGCUGGUGUUGAGGAAAACAAACUCAGACUGAGAUUUACAAAGACAAAGCAUACUGGUUACAUAACAUACAAAGUGUAACAGGCAAAAGGAAUAAAUAUGCACUGGAACUCCUACACCCAAACACAACUUGAAUGAUAUAUUUAACGUGAACAUUUUUUUUAUUCUGUAAAUUCUGUUUUGAUUUUUCACUUCUUGCAUGACUCUUUCCUCCCAUUUGCAUGUGCUGGUAAUGCACACUGUACAGGUAUUCCUGUUUUGGAGAGAGACGGUGUUGUUUGGCAGCCCCACUUGACUUUUCUUUUUGUUUUUUUUUGUUUUAUAACUCUUGUGUUUGUAUCUAACUAAUGUGUACGUGUAUAUAAAACUCCUUAGUGGUUUGGUGUGUAUAGAUAAAGCAAGUUUCGGGCUUUGUAGGUCUGUUUGCAUUGUAUAUUUGCAUUAAAGUGGAACCACAAUCCUCUA
Toxotes jaculatrix (banded archerfish) is the source of this 2973-nucleotide messenger RNA. It is a transcript of the gene grinaa, whose product is annotated as glutamate receptor, ionotropic, N-methyl D-aspartate-associated protein 1a (glutamate binding). The record is from RefSeq and is a predicted model, not a curated record. Bases 169 to 1215 code for a protein of 348 amino acids. Gene Ontology annotation, biological process: negative regulation of apoptotic signaling pathway. The transcript is spliced from 7 exons. Gene Ontology annotation, cellular component: Golgi apparatus; membrane; endoplasmic reticulum. Lineage: Eukaryota; Metazoa; Chordata; Actinopteri; Toxotidae.